Molecule: messenger RNA, 2663 nt
Organism: Hyla sarda
Lineage: Eukaryota; Metazoa; Chordata; Amphibia; Anura; Hylidae
Gene: ZBTB49
Product: zinc finger and BTB domain containing 49
Exons: 8
Coding region: 115-2325 (736 amino acids)
Biological process (GO): regulation of transcription by RNA polymerase II
Cellular component (GO): nucleus
Molecular function (GO): DNA-binding transcription factor activity, RNA polymerase II-specific; protein binding; RNA polymerase II cis-regulatory region sequence-specific DNA binding
Source: RefSeq, a predicted model, not a curated record
CUUCGCUCUGGGGGCGGAAGUGACGUUCCUGUCGCGCUGAAUUGACGUCAUCCUAGGCAGAAUUUGGUGACAGAAGACACAGAGUAUAUCAGAGUAUUGAAAUGGUUAUACAGAAUGGAGCCAGCUGCGAGUCACAGUUGUCACCUUCUCCAGCAGCUUCAUGAGCAGCGUAUCCAAGGACUGCUGUGUGACUGCAUGCUGGUGGUGAAAGGCGUCUGCUUCAAGGCUCACAAGAAUGUGCUUGCUGCUUUCAGCCAGUAUUUUCGAUCUCUCUUUCAGAACUCUUCAAACCAGAAAAAUGACGUCUUUCAUUUAAACAUUAAGAACAUUGGCGGUAUAGGUCAGAUUUUGGACUUCAUGUAUACCUCUCACCUGGACCUAAACAAUGAUAACAUUCAAGUUAUGUUGGACAUUGCACAAUGUCUUCAGGUCCAAAACGUCUUAAACCUGUGUUACAGCUUCUUAAAGCUGACCACAAAUGUCGAUCCUGUCCCUUCCAUGCCAUGUAACAGUUCUCUACCUCUCCAGGGCACUUAUACCACAUUUAAUAAUCCGAUUUCCAAUGAUCAUCUUAACACAUCGCUCCUGGAGGAGCCCAUAACAGAUGAGAGACCACCACAGGCCGAUAAAGGGAACACUUCUUCUAGUGACGUAUCCAAGAACGUGCCGGCUUCCUUCAACCCCAGUAACAAGGAGAGUCAUUUAAAGCAGUUCGGGCAACCUUAUAAGUUACGGGAUUUUUACAGUAAACUAUUUUACAAGGAGACGGCAGACAAAGCGGCAGAACAGCUGACAGCAUCGAGUGUCUGUACAGAGCCCAGCAUUGAACCUCAGCCUUGGACCUUAAAUAACUCUGAGUCUAUCCUGGCCCCAUCUGACUCCUUACCCCUUGAACCCUUACCCGCCUUCUCACAAACAUUUGUUACUUCCCAGGAUCCAGAGACGUCCUCAUUACAGUUCCCUCAAGAGAUGCGUCUGAAGAAAGCUAUUCACUUAAAGAAGUUAAACUUUCUCAGGUCUCAGAAGGCGGCAGAGGAAUCUUCUGAACCGAUAGGGGUCCUACACAAAGCUGUAGAGGAGACCACCUUCCCAAAUGUGGAGCUGGAGAGUACGGAGAAGAACUUUUUAGAAAAAGAAGCAGACGAGGAAAUGCUGGACACCGUGGAACAAAAUAUUGAGGCAGAAAGAGAGGAAAGUCCUAACCUGGAAGAUCAGAGUGCUCCUGCCCCCAAGCAUUGCUCCUGUAAUGUGUGCGGGAAGAGGUUCAAGCACCCCAGUAAUCUCGAGCUGCACAAACGUUCUCAUACAGGUGAGAAGCCCUUUGAAUGUAGUGUCUGUGGAAAGCACUUCUCGCAGGCUGGCAACCUGCAGACCCACUUACGACGGCACUCAGGUGAAAAGCCUUAUAUAUGUGAGAUUUGUGGUAAGAGAUUUGCCGUUUCUGGCGACGUCCAGCGGCAUAUUGUCAUUCACACAGGAGAGAAGCCUCACUUAUGUGACAUCUGUGGACGAGGUUUUAGUAACAUCAGCAACUUAAAGGAACACGAGAAGACACAUGCAGCUGAUAAAUUCUACACCUGCGAUGACUGCGGCAAAUCAUUCAACAUGCCCCGGAAGCUAAUAAAGCACAGGAUUCGGCACACCGGAGAGAGACCAUACAGCUGCCUGACGUGUGGGAAAAAGUUUGCAGGGUCAGGAGAUCUGCGCAGGCAUGUGAGAUCCCAUACGGGGGAGAAGCCAUACACCUGUGAUGUGUGUAACAAAAGUUUCUCUCGCUCUGCUGUCCUUAGACGCCAUAAAAAUAUGCAUUGUAAGCCUACAGAAGACGGGCAGAUCACUCCUGAAGAGUUCCCAAAUACUGCAGAAUCUUCAGAGAAAUCCCAGAAUUCUGCUCCAUUGACUCCUAACAUUCCAGAUGCUUUCAUGCAAGAGCAAGGGCCUUCAGUGGAAAAUGCCCAAAGUGACUACAGGGGAAACAGUGACAACUAUUGCAGAUUGCAGACCGUGAUUCAGCAAGAUGAACUUACAGCACAGGAGAAGAGAAACGCUGAGUGCACAAAGGUGCCGAAGCCUCACUCAGCAGAAACAGCGAACACCUAUACAUUUACAGAGGUGGAGGUGACGGUCACAGAAGAGAGUUUACACUCGGAUAUAUCAAUGAUACGCUCCUCUUUAGUCACUUUGGAGAAUAACUGUAAUGAACCUGUGAAUAACCGAGCAUCUUCUAAUGGAUACAGAGGCUCCGACGGCCCCUUCUUUUCUAGUAUGAGCCUUUGGGGACUCGCUAUGAAGACCCUGCAAAACGAGAAUGACCUGGAUCAGUGAUUCCUACCCCUUAUUCGAUUGCUAUGGACUACUCCACUCCAUACACAUGUCUAAGUUAUUAAAUAAUAAUACAGAUGUUAGAGGGGUAGUCCAGGAAACUGAACUUAUGAGACACCUCUCCAGCUGUCACCUGCGCUCGUUCAGGAAGAUGGGGGCCGGAGCCCACCAAGAACACAUAAGUAGAAGGGGCCCUAUACCGGACAUGGCGGGGGUUCCCAGCGGAUAGACCCCGCGAGCUGUGAUUAGGGAAUAAGUGUCUAAUAACUUCAGUUCCUAGGGGUACUCCAGUGAAAAACAUUAUUUUUAAACCAUCUGGCUCCAGAAAGUUAUACAGAUUU